Molecule: messenger RNA, 542 nt
Organism: Carlito syrichta (Philippine tarsier)
Lineage: Eukaryota; Metazoa; Chordata; Mammalia; Primates; Tarsiidae
Product: NADH dehydrogenase [ubiquinone] iron-sulfur protein 8, mitochondrial-like
Exons: 5
Coding region: 78-542 (154 amino acids)
Biological process (GO): mitochondrial electron transport, NADH to ubiquinone; mitochondrial respiratory chain complex I assembly
Cellular component (GO): membrane
Molecular function (GO): 4 iron, 4 sulfur cluster binding; NADH dehydrogenase activity
Source: RefSeq, a predicted model, not a curated record
CACCCUGUACCUGGCAUCACAGCAGCCGCCGGGUGCGGUGGCUCACGCCUGUCAUCCCAGCACUUUGGGAGGCCCAGAUGCGCUGCCUGACCACGCCCAUGUUGCUGCGGGCCCUGGCCCAGGCUGCGCGCACAGGACAUCCCAGCGUCCGAAGCCUCCAUGGCAGCGCAGUGGCUGCCACCUACAAGUAUGUGAACAUGCAGGAGCCGGAGAUGGACAUGAGGUCGGUGACCGACCGGGCGGCCCGGACGCUGCUGUGGACCGAGCUCUUCCGAGGCCUGGGCAUGACCCUGAGCUACCUGUUCCGGGAGCCGGCCACCAUCAACUACCCGUUUGAGAAGGGCCCGCUGAGCCCGCGUUUCCGCGGGGAGCACGCGCUGCGCCGAUACCCGUCCGGGGAGGAGCGCUGCAUCGCCUGCAAGCUCUGCGAGGCCAUCUGCCCCGCCCAGGUGAGCCGCCCUCGGGCCGGAGGAGACUGCCCAGGAAAGCCCCUUCCCUCUCAGAGCCACUUCCCCUGUGAACGGGUUGCCAGAGCACCCUGA